Messenger RNA from Salvia splendens (bonfire salvia), 2409 nucleotides. Its product is annotated as phosphatidylinositol 4-phosphate 5-kinase 6. Lineage: Eukaryota; Viridiplantae; Streptophyta; Magnoliopsida; Lamiales; Lamiaceae. The transcript is spliced from 7 exons. Bases 60 to 2303 code for a protein of 747 amino acids. The record is from RefSeq and is a predicted model, not a curated record. Gene Ontology annotation, molecular function: ATP binding; 1-phosphatidylinositol-4-phosphate 5-kinase activity. Gene Ontology annotation, cellular component: plasma membrane. Gene Ontology annotation, biological process: phosphatidylinositol phosphate biosynthetic process.
UGGGGUGACAAAGGGAGAUUGAAGAAAAAGCAGAUAAGAAUUGGAUUGUUUGAAGGAGAAUGAGCAACGGUUUAACCGGCAUUGUCAAAGUGUGGGAAGCAAAAUUGAAGAAAUCUCGAGUCACAGCUAGGAGGAGGACCAACAGCAUAUUUUCAGCAAUGUCAGUUGCCCACGUGGACGAUGAUGAAGACAACGGCCUGCCCCACGUCGACAAGAGCUUCCCCAACCAUGACACCUACUCAGGGCAAUGGUCGGACAACUGGCCCCACGGCCGCGGCACCUGCUCAUGGGCUGAUGGUUGCAUCUAUGAGGGGGACUGGCACCGCGGCUGGAUGAUGGGCCAUGGCAAGUUCACUUGGCCUUCGGGGGCCUCGUAUGAAGGAGGGUUCAAGGAUAGUUACAUGGAGGGAAGUGGUGUGUUUGUAGGGUCAUCCAAUGAGAGGUAUAAUGGGACUUGGCAGUCUGACCUCAGGCAUGGUAGGGGGAUAUGUGACUAUGCCAAUGGGGAUAAAUACGAGGGCCAUUGGCGCCGCGGCCUUCCUGAUGGGAAGGGGAAGUAUAGCUGGAUCAAUGGGAACCAGUAUGUGGGGCAUUGGAGGAGGGGGAGGAUGAAUGGGAAUGGGACUAUGGUGUGGGCUAAUGGGAAUAGAUAUGAUGGGGGUUGGGAGGCUGGCUUGCCCCGGGGCAACGGGACCUUCCGUUGGGUGGAUGGGAGUUGCUAUGUGGGGGUGUGGAGUAAAGAUCAGAGUGAGCAGAGUGGGACUUACUAUCCAUCAAGUUCUCAUUCGGGUAGCUUCGACUGGGAUCCCCAAGAGGUGUAUUUGGAGAAUUUGAGUGAUUGUAGGAUCCAUCCGGGUGAGGAGAUUAGUGACCACCCUUCUCUGAAGAUUUUGAACUGGCCUUGUGAUGGGGAGGAUAUGCUCAAGAAUUUGGCCGGGAAGAAUUUGAGGGCGAGCUCCGUGGAUGGAGGGGGGUUGAGCAAUGCAGGCUCAGAGUAUAGUUUUGAUGGGAGUAGUGAGUCGGUUAGGGAUUUGGGAGUGGGCUCCCCCGGGUUGGGGCGGGCUGAGGAUUUAGAUAUGCUGCCUAAGGGGUCCGGGAGACCACAUAUCGUUAUCAAGCCGACCAAGAAGCAGGGGAAUACUAUAUCAAAAGGGCAUAAGAAUUAUGACCUCAUGCUAAAUUUGCAGCUAGGAAUAAGGCACGCUGUGGGAAGACCGGCUCCAUCGACAACCCUUGAUCUAAAAUCAUCGGCUUUUGAUCCAAGGGAGAAAGUAUGGACGCGAUUCCCUCCUUCGGGAUCCAAGCACACCCCACCUCACCAAUCGUGCGAUUUCAGAUGGAAAGACUAUUGCCCGUUGGUUUUCAGGGCGCUUCGGCAAUUGUUUAAGGUAGAUGCUGCUGAUUACAUGAUAUCCUUGUGUGGAAAUGAUGCCCUCCGAGAGCUUUCGUCACCGGGAAAAAGUGGAAGCUUCUUCUACUUGACUAAUGACGACAGAUACAUGAUCAAGACCAUGAAGAAGUCAGAGGCAAAACAGGUGCUUAUCAGGAUGCUUUCCGCUUACUAUAAGCAUGUACGGGCCUUUGAGAACACCCUCGUCACCAAAUUUUACGGUCUCCAUUGUGUUAAGCUGACCGGCGCUGCACAAAAGAAGGUGAGGUUUGUGAUCAUGGGGAAUCUAUUUCGCACAGAAUAUGCCAUCCACAGACGUUUCGACUUGAAAGGCUCCUCCCACGGCCGCCUGACUGACAAGCCUGAAUCAGAGAUUGAACCAACCACGACCCUCAAGGACCUCGACUUGAACUUCAUAUUUCGUUUGCAAAACUCUUGGUUCCGAGAUUUAUGCAGACAAGUAGACAAAGAUUGUGACUUACUUGAACAAGAAAGAAUCAUGGAUUACAGUCUUCUUGUUGGUGUUCACUUUCGAGACAUGUCCAAUGCCGGGGAGCCCCUACACACGGGUGCCCGAACUCCUCUUGGCAACGGAUCACCAGACCUUAGCCAUGGUUGUGGCAGGUUGGCAUCGAUCAAACUAGGUGACCAUAUGCCUGCACGAGCCGAGCUGACAAUAAGGAAAAACAGCGAGGAAGCUCAGCUAGUAGGGGAGCCAACAGGGGAGUACUACAACGUGGUCCUUGUGUUUGGCAUCAUCGACAUCUUGCAAGACUACGAUAUCAGCAAGAAGCUCGAGCACGCCUACAAGUCGUUCCAGUAUGACCCGACCUCAAUCUCAGCCGUGGACCCCAAGCAGUAUUCCAAGCGCUUCAGAGACUUCAUAUUCAGAGUCUUCGCAGAAGACGGUUGAUGAUGGAUAGAUCUUGUUGUAUUUGUAGCUACAAUUUUGUACCAAUUCUUUUUGUCCAAGUACACCACAAAAGCAGCUUUGUACACAACAACGGCGAUGAGAUAUU